AUGUCAGGAGAACUUUGCGACUCGGAAUUCGGCGAAAUGCAGGAUCGCUCCUCUGAGCCCCUAGCGGACGUCGGCCGACUGGUGACCCAUUCUGCGAAUACGCGGAGGAAGACGCGGAGUCGGAUGACUACUGCGUGCAACGCUUGCAGAGCCAGACGAACAAAGUGCGAUGGCCGUAAGCCGGCCUGCACGUUUUGCCAUGGCCGCAACAUUGUGUGUCACUAUGAGCAUAAUGCCACUGGCCAUUCAUCCAGGGUUGAAAAUGAGCUUGCCGCCAUCAACCAGCGCCUUGAACAUAUCACCAGCCUUCUGCCGUCCAGCCAAGGGCAGUGCUGCAAUAAUACGCCUCGAGUCUCCACGGCCACGGCAACGGCACCGGGCCAAGCCAACGAUGUGUUUACCGGCCAGGAGAAGUUGCCGUUCCAGCUCCUGGGAACAGCCUCAAUAAUGACCAUUCUGGGCCUCGAGCCCGGCUUUUCCCAAGACCUCAUCAGACUGGAAAAGGCUGUCACUCUCACUGGCACCGGCAAUACAAUUCGAUUGCGUGUGAUACGGCAACAGGAGGCUAUUGAGUCACUCGCUGCGUUUUCGACAUAUGUCCACAGCUGGUACCCGGUGUUGCGCCCAGGCUUCUCCGAACGCUACUUUGGUGUCAUUACUGGGCCUCUGACCCCGUGCCCAGAGUCGUGUCUCGUGCUGCUCGUUACCGCAAUUGGUGCCCUUGCUCGGCAGGAUCAUGCCUUGGGAGGUGUCUCGCACGACGGCAGCGAUAUUAGUGAACACUACUUGGACGUUGCUAUGAUCUCGCUCCCUACGGUUCUUGCCGACAGCAGCAUUGAGAGCGUGCAGUCCCUCGUCCUGCUGAGCAUUUACUACAACUGUCUUUCCAGGCCAUGGCAGGCCUAUCAGUACGCCAUGAUUGCGUCGUUCAAGGUCCAGAAUCUGCUCAAGUGUAUGGACGAGAGCGACCGAGACGGCGAACUGGGUGAGCACGCGAGGAGGGCGUACUGGGCCGUUCUCCUCGUGGAAAGCGAGCUCUGCGCUCACUUUGACGUGGUGGACAGUGGUAUCUGGAAAUAUGACGACGAACUCGCUCUACCCGACAGUCGCCGUACGUGGCAAUUUGAUGUCGAGGAGGGUUCACCCGAAAGCAUAACCACACCACCAACAAGAAACAUUUUGGCUGCGAACCUGCAUAGCUCCGACAAGACACAUUCCUAUUUCUUGGCCGAGAUAUCGAUGCGGCGAAUGCUACACCGCUGCAACACGGCCAUUCGACGAACAACGGAAGGAGAAAUCGUGUAUGCCGCAAAUAUUGCGCUGGAGCUCGAGCUCCAGCUUGACGAUUGGUACGGAUAUCUACCAGAGAUCGUCCGCUUCCAUGACCAUGAUUUGAACAUGUUCGCAUCCGCAACCGGCUUUCCUGCUACCGAGGCGCUCGGCAAUUUUUUGCGGGUGCAAUACUACUGUUGCAAAAUAUCCAUCUACUGGCCCGCCGUGUAUCAAAGCAUACGAGACGGAACGGCUACCAACACGGCGCUCAAGCACUGCGAGCGUUUUUUCCACGCUUACACCUUGAUGAUGCCGAGUAUGGUCACAUGCAUCCGUGACUGCUUUGUCAAUCGAUGGACUCUUUAUUCCACCAUUUUCAUGACGUCUAUGGCCGUCAUACGCGCGGCUGAGGUUCCAUGCCUGUCCCGCGGCUGCGCUGUGGACUGGGAGCGGAUUCUCCAGUGUCUCAGAUUAACAGAGGGGGUGGACCGACGGGUCAUCCAAGCCAGUCCAUCCCUAACACUUCUCGACAGUGUGCUUGCCCUGAGGUUGUCUAAAAUACAGUCUCUUGGAACGAGGAGCGAGGAACAGUGA
Molecule: messenger RNA, 1866 nt
Organism: Sporothrix schenckii 1099-18
Lineage: Eukaryota; Fungi; Ascomycota; Sordariomycetes; Ophiostomatales; Ophiostomataceae
Product: C6 transcription factor
Exons: 2
Coding region: 1-1866 (621 amino acids)
Biological process (GO): regulation of DNA-templated transcription; DNA-templated transcription
Molecular function (GO): zinc ion binding; DNA binding; DNA-binding transcription factor activity, RNA polymerase II-specific
Source: RefSeq, a predicted model, not a curated record